This is a messenger RNA of Amaranthus tricolor (Joseph's coat), 722 nucleotides long. Its product is annotated as 40S ribosomal protein S25. The transcript has 4 exons. Gene Ontology annotation, cellular component: cytosolic small ribosomal subunit. NCBI's taxonomy places the organism in Eukaryota, Viridiplantae, Streptophyta, Magnoliopsida, Caryophyllales, Amaranthaceae. The record is from RefSeq and is a predicted model, not a curated record. Gene Ontology annotation, molecular function: structural constituent of ribosome. The coding region runs from base 193 to 537 and encodes 114 amino acids.
UGCCUAAGAUUUCAGUAUCCGACCCGAUGGGGCUUAUCAGCCCAUUUUGAAGCCCACCCGAAUAAAACAUUCUAUAAAUACAUACAAAACCCUAAUCUGCUUCUUUUCUCAUGGUGCUUGCGGGAACCUGAAACCACUUUUCCUCUGCAGCAGUUCUCUGUUUCAACUUUCAAUCACUCUUAACAAUCUCCAAUGGCUCCGAAGAAAGAUAAGGCACCGCCACCAUCAUCAAAGCCCGCGAAAUCUGGUGGAAAGCAAAAGAAGAAGAAAUGGAGUAAGGGAAAGCAAAAGGAGAAAGUGAACAAUUUGGUGUUGUUUGAUAACGCUACUUUUGAUAAGCUUCUUUCUGAGGCUGGUAAACAGAAAGUUGUUACGGCUGCUACUCUUUCUGAGCGUUUCAGGAUCAAUGGAUCUCUUGCAAGGAGGGCCAUUAGAGAGCUUGUUUCAAGGGGUGCUAUCAAGAUGGUUUGCCAUCAUUCAAGCUUGCAGAUUUACACCAGAUCUACCAACGAGAAAGUUAAUCCUACGGCUGCUUGAUGCAUUUUCAAUUUGGAUCUUACUUUUGUAGACUUAAAAGUUUUGUCUAUUUCAGAUAGUUCAUUAUAAGUUACAACUAGCCUUGGAGCUUGGUGGAAUGUUUUCCUUGAAUUGUUCUACUCUUUUAACCUUUUUCUUUUUAUGAUCGGGAAAUUUUUACGAAGGCUUGUUGGUCUGGUUGAGUC